Molecule: messenger RNA, 1095 nt
Organism: Nomascus leucogenys (northern white-cheeked gibbon)
Lineage: Eukaryota; Metazoa; Chordata; Mammalia; Primates; Hylobatidae
Gene: RMP24
Product: ribonuclease MRP subunit p24
Source: RefSeq, a predicted model, not a curated record
CGCCUCCACGCCAGACUGGACGCGAAGGAAACCGGAACCUGUCUGCCGAGGGUGCCCGUUUCCGGAAGCAGCUUGAGUCUGGACGCCAACGUCGGCGACGCUGGGAAGCAGACUUCCGGCGCCGUAUUUUCUCCGCUGGUUCCUGCGGCGAGCCAGCUGCAGCGGCGGCGGCGAUGAGACAGAAGCACUACCUUGAGGCUGCAGCGCGGGGACUGCACGACAGCUGCCCGGGCCAAGCCCGCUACCUCCUCUGGGCCUACACUUCGUCGCACGAUGAUAAGAGCACUUUUGAAGAAACGUGUCCAUACUGUUUCCAGUUGUUGGUUCUGGAUAACUCUCGAGUGCGUCUCAAACCCAAAGCCAAGUUGACACCCAAAAUACAGAAACUUCUUAAUCGAGAAGCGAGAAACUAUACACUCAGUUUUAAAGAAGCAAAAAUUGUGAAAAAGUUCAAAGACUCCAAAAGUGUAUUGUUGAUCACUUGUAAAACAUGCAACAGAACAGUGAAACAUCAUGGUAAAAGUAGAAGCUUUCUGUCAGCAUCGAAGAGCAAUCCUGCCACUCCUACAAGUAAACUCAGCCUGAAGACACCAGAGAGAAGGACUGCAAACCCAAACCAUGACAUGUCUGGUUCCAAAGGCAAGAGCCCAGCCUCGAUUUUCAGAACACCUACAUCUGGACAGUCAGUAUCUACUUGCUCCUCAAAGAAUACGAGCAAAACAAAGAAACACUUCUCUCAACUAAAAAUGUUACUUAGUCAGAAUGAAUCCCAAAAGAUUCCAAAGGCGGACUUCAGAAAUUUCUUAUCUUCUCUGAAGGGUGGACUUUGAAAAUAAGAAAUGCCUGAUGUCAAUUCUGAAAACAACUUUUUAAACUUUUAUUUAUUUUUUGAAUACAUGGAAACUAGAUCUGAAUGCAAACUUUUCUUGGCAUCCUUCAGUGUUUAUGGGGAAAAUACCUCAUUAGUAUGAAUACGUGAAACCUGCCUACCUCAUAGGACGACUGUGAGGAUCAAAAAAUAUAUGAAAGUUCCUUGUAGAUACAUAAUCUAUAGAUAUAUAUGUGUAUGUAUAUAAAGAUAUAUAUAUACAUUGA